AUGGCGGCAGCUAGUAGUAGUUGCUGGAAAGCUCCCGGUGUUUACAAACACCACGAACAACGUAAAGUAUGCAUUUCUCGACCUAAAUAUCGAGAGGGCAGAAAAGCCAGGGCCGUUAAGGUGUACACCAUCAAUUUGGAGUCUUGUUACGUGAUGGUCCAAGGGGUCCCCGCCAUCGGCGUCAUGGCCGAGCUCAUCCAGCUGUGUGCUCUGUACGGAGUCGUUCAGGAGUACAGGCCAUUGGACGAGUACCCUGCCGAGGAGUUCACCGAGGUCUACCUUAUCAAGUUCCAGAAGCUCACCAGUGCAAGAGCUGCCAAACGACACAUGGAUGAGAAGAGUUUCUAUGGCGGUGUGCUGCAUGUUUGCUAUGUCCCUGAAUACGAGACUGUGGAGGAUACCAGAAUAAAGCUACAAGACCAGAAGAGAUAUGUAAUGAGGAUGGCACAGAACAGAGUCCGAGAGAGGGAGCAGGAAGGGGCAGUGAACGAGGAGAUCACGUCAGCAGAUUCUACCUUAGUGGAACCUACACCAACCAUCAUCCCCACUCAAUGUGAAAUGAGUGAUCAUAACAACGAAGCAGAGUGUUGGAACGUGGACUAUCAUGCAUCCUUUCCUCUACUGCCACUACCUCCUCAGGAACAUCACUACUCCGCACACAAAAGCCACAUGGGGACCCUACCAACAGAGGACAAAAUGGGAACGUUGCACAACGCCAUUGUUCAUGCAGAGGAAACAUCUGCAUCAAACUCAAGUCAUUGGCAAAAACACUCACAUAAAUCUAGAGGUGCACAAGUUACACUGACCUCGAAUCAGCCUUCUGCGGGAACGUUCGCACCGAGGACAACACAAUUAGAGAGCAGAAAACGCAAGAUGGAAGAGCUUGUGUCAAACUGCCCUGCUGAGGUCAUCGGAAAAAGUGAGCCACUCAUUGGACCGAAACUCGAAGACGCCCCUAAAGUGGACAUGGAGGACGACUCGCUCAACACAACUGUCAACAUCAUCAGGAACACAAUGAAAAAGGUGGAAUCUGUUCCUGACUUCAAACCAGUGGGGAAAAAGAUGAAACCACGUCGGCGCAUUUGA
Molecule: messenger RNA, 1086 nt
Organism: Nerophis lumbriciformis (worm pipefish)
Lineage: Eukaryota; Metazoa; Chordata; Actinopteri; Syngnathiformes; Syngnathidae
Source: RefSeq, a predicted model, not a curated record